AUGAAAAUAUAAAGCACUGAAUAUAGAGUUCCAUAUUAUUAAGUGUACAAAGGGAAUUCUAAACAUUGCUUAAAGGGAAGGGUAGUAAUGGGAUAUUCUAGAAUGAUGUUUUUGUUUACAUUCAUUUACCUAAACGUUAUUUCCUUAUUAUAAUUAUUCAGGAUUGACCCUGAUUAAAGAUUAUUCAAUACAGAGAUAGCUUUGAUACUUUUGACUGAUCUAUUUAUGAUUUUAACUGUAUUUAGGGAUCCAGGGAGAAUACCAAGAAUUACCUCCUAAUUUUAAAAAGUAAGUGAUUAAAAUGACUAAAGUAUUCUGAUUGUUACUUAAUUCCACAUAAGUAAAGGUAUGGUGGCGAGUUUUUGAUUGUAAAUGAAAAUAAAGUACAAGAAUUAAAGUUUUGUGAUCCUUGUUAGAUUUACAAGACAAGAUCAACAGCACAUUGUAGAAGAUGUGAUAAUUGUGUUGAAGGUUUUGAUCAUCAUUGUUUAUGGUUAGGAUAAUGUAUUGGCUAAAGAAAUUAUUGUACGUUUUAUUUGUUUAUUUCUUUUUUAACAAUAACAUAAAUAUUUUGUAUAUGUGUACAAAUAAAACAUAUACUAUAAUUAUCAGAUAUGAGUAGAAUAGAAUUUAUUAUCUAUUGUAUUAUGACAUUUGGACUAUUUGGAUUUGCAACUUAUUUAUUCUUGAUGCAUACAUACUUUAUUUUAAUAAAUAAAACCACUUAUGAAUAUUUGACAACAAAUAGAUUUGUAAUAAAUCACCAUAUGUUAUAUUUUUAUUAAGGAGAUGGAAGUUUAUUACCAAGAAGAUUAAUUAGAUUUACAAAAAGUAUUUGGGAGAAAUUAUUAAAACCAAAUAGAAUAUUAUUUUAGUCUCUUAAUAGUAAGGUAAUAAUUUUUGUAUUUAUUUAGAUAUAUUAUGAUGUGCCAUCAUUUAUAGAGCAAUAAAAAAAGUAAUAAAAAAUAUAAUUUAUUAUAAAUGAUACUUUGGAGAAGAUAAUAUUGGAAGAUAAGACAAAAACUUAUUAAAGUGAAUUAUGCAGUGAUAAGAAAAUGGUUAUAAAUCAAGAGUAUUAAUUUAUUGUGAAUUAAGGUUUUUAAAAGGGGAUUCUGAAUAAAAUAGUGAAUAAUUAAAUUAAUUAUCACAUGAAUGUUCUUAAAGAGGUGAAUAAAAAGAUUUAAAAAUAUAUGAAAUAAAAAAGUUAUCUCAUGUGAAUUAGAAGGAUCGAAGUAUUAGGUAGACAUAAUCAGGUAGAAAUAAACAAUAUGAUAAAUUGAAUAAAGAUUUCAAUGAAAUAUAACUAAUUGAUAAACUUGACUGA
Messenger RNA from Paramecium pentaurelia, 1324 nucleotides. The record is from the annotation of a GenBank genome assembly. NCBI's taxonomy places the organism in Eukaryota, Ciliophora, Oligohymenophorea, Peniculida, Parameciidae.